AUGUCUGUGACCACGGAUGCAACUCGCCUUCUAGGCAUCCAGCAUCCCAUCUUACUCGCCGGCAUGGGCCGGGUGUCUGGUCCCAAGCUGGCCGCUGCAGUCUCUAACGCGGGCGGGCUCGGAAGUAUCGGUGGAAUCGGGUUCACGCCGCAAGCACUCCGCGAGGCCAUCGCCGAGCUCAAAUCCCUCUUGCGCGAUCCCAACUUGCCCUUCGGUGUGGAUCUACUCAUUCCACAGGUUGGCGGCUCCGCGCGCAAAACCAACUACGACUACACGCGCGGCGCCUUGGACGAGCUGAUCACGGUCAUCAUUGAAGGCGGCGCCAAGUUGUUCAUCUCGGCCGUCGGCAUCCCGCCCAAGCAUGUCGUCGACCGCUUGCACAAUGCGGGGAUCCUCUACAUGAACAUGAUCGGCCACCCCAAGCACGUGCAGAAGGCCUGCGCGGUCGGAGCGGAUCUGAUUUGCGCGCAGGGUGGGGAGGGCGGUGGCCAUACGGGGGAGGUGCCCACCAGUGUAUUGAUCCCGGCCUGCGCGGAUCUCUGCAAGCAGUACCGGAGUCCACUGACGGGCAAGCCGCCGCUAUUGGUGGCAGCGGGAGGCAUUGCCGACGGAAGAGGCGUGGCGAGUGCAUUGAUGCUUGGAGCGUCCGCGGCGUGGGUUGGCACGAGAUUCGUGGUAGCCUCAGAAGCCGGAAGUUCGCAACGAGACAAGGAUUUGAUCGUGGCAGCUAAUGUGGACGCUACUUUGAAGAGCACCAUCUGGACAGGCCGGCCGUUGAGGCAUCUGAAGACACCGUGGACGGAGAACUGGGAACUGCGCAGACGGGAAGAGCUCGAAAAGCUACAGCAGCAGGGAAUUCUCGUCGCCGAUCAUGAGCUGGACAAGCUGGCGAAAGAAGGUAAGCUGACGGAAGAGAUUGAGGAUCAGUCCUACCCUAGGCCGGCCGGAGUGGUAGUUGGAUUGAUAAACAAAGGUGGCCAGACUGCGAAGGAGAUCGUGGACGAGAUGGCGGCCGAGGCCUACACUCUUUUGAAGGGGGCGAGCACGUUCGUUGGUGGACAGGCGAAGUUGUGA
This is a messenger RNA of Cyphellophora europaea CBS 101466, 1074 nucleotides long. RefSeq lists its product as uncharacterized. The record is from RefSeq and is a predicted model, not a curated record. NCBI's taxonomy places the organism in Eukaryota, Fungi, Ascomycota, Eurotiomycetes, Chaetothyriales, Cyphellophoraceae. Gene Ontology annotation, molecular function: nitronate monooxygenase activity. The coding region runs from base 1 to 1074 and encodes 357 amino acids. The transcript is spliced from 2 exons.